AUGUCAGAAGCGGCCCCGCAGCCGUCUGCGCCUGCAUGGCGGGCCUUUGUGCACCUCUAUCUGCCCGUCAUCACGAUCGCCUUCCUGACCCUCUUCCUCCCAAAUCCAUUCUCGCACCGAGCACUCCUCCUCGCUAGCGCUCUCCCAACCUAUUUCCUUGCCUCGCUCGUUCACCAACCCCGCCCGGGUCCAGCCGAACGCUUCACACGCCGCUCCCACAUUCACCACGCCAUCGUCCUCUUCACGUACGGCCGCCUCCUCGGCACGCCAUUUAAUCUCUUCACCUAUCUCGAGGAUUUGUUCGCAAGCUACAGCGUUCGUCCUAUCCUCGAUCGGCCCGAAGGAGCGCCUCCUCGACCGAGCGAGUUCUUCGUGCAGGCGCUGUGGACGACGGCGACUACGGUGGCAUUCGGACUCGUACCGCCAUCGUGGAAAUGGACGUGGUCGAUCAUGGGUUGGACCGAUAGGAUAAUGUACCGUGCGGCCUAUUUGGCGCUCGUGGACGACCUUGUACGUGUUUUGGGGUACCCUCAGGUAGCGUCGAAAAGAGGAAGGGCACUUGUGGUGGCGGUGCAGGCGGUAUUCAUCGCUGUGUCGGUCAUGUGGGUGCACUUCUUCUUGGUGCUGGGAAUGCGCGCACAGAUUGAGAAGGAUAUCGUCAUGCCCAUGGCGAGUUGA
Paraphaeosphaeria sporulosa is the source of this 678-nucleotide messenger RNA. RefSeq lists its product as uncharacterized. The transcript has a single exon. The coding region runs from base 1 to 678 and encodes 225 amino acids. Lineage: Eukaryota; Fungi; Ascomycota; Dothideomycetes; Pleosporales; Didymosphaeriaceae. The record is from RefSeq and is a predicted model, not a curated record.